AUGCAAACCCCUUCAGAAACUACCGACGUCAAGUUGGAUACACUCAACGAACCUAGUGCACAUUUGAUCGAGGAAAAUGUGGCUCUUCCAGAGGACACAUUCCGUUCGUAUUGGAGUUAUUUGCUCUACGAGAUGGCUCAUUAUAAACCGAUCAUCUUUAUGACCCUAAUAACUGCGAGUUUGAUUUUAUCGAUUGUGCUUUUUCAUGAUAUUCCAGGUAUCCUUACGUUUUCCGUGAUAUCGCUUGUCCUUUCUAUUAUCAUUUUAUUGAUCAGUAUAGGUACAUUCGCAGCCGGGACCUGGGAUAAGGAUUCCAAGGUUAAGCUUUUAUUAGAAGUCAUUGCACGUAAACCAGCAGUAGAAGGGAAGGAAUGGAGGAUAAUCGCGCGUAAUAUGAAUCAAUAUCUAUUUGAUCAUGGACAAUGGUUCACUCCGUAUUACUUUCUUUGUGAACAUAGAUGCCAUGAAUUUUUCAAAAGCCUUAUCGAACAGGAAAGGUCGAACACACAUACAAGCCCGCCAACGAACGGUGCAGAGAAUACGCCAGCAAAUAAGGUUUCGAAUGACGUUGAAAAAUCUUAUAUGUUCAGUUCUGACCCAGUUUUAGAAGCUUAUUUUGUUAAAGCUGCGGAAAUUGACAAAGAAGCUCAAUUUGAGUAUUGGAGAAAGCAAUACCCAGAGCUCGAUUUGCCUUAG
This is a messenger RNA of Saccharomyces paradoxus, 696 nucleotides long. RefSeq names its product DUP240 family protein UIP3 (gene UIP3). The transcript has a single exon. The record is from RefSeq and is a predicted model, not a curated record. The coding region runs from base 1 to 696 and encodes 231 amino acids. NCBI's taxonomy places the organism in Eukaryota, Fungi, Ascomycota, Saccharomycetes, Saccharomycetales, Saccharomycetaceae.